This is a messenger RNA of Hermetia illucens (black soldier fly), 1735 nucleotides long. RefSeq names its product protein disulfide-isomerase A6 homolog (gene CaBP1). Bases 249 to 1523 code for a protein of 424 amino acids. The transcript has 3 exons. Gene Ontology annotation, biological process: response to endoplasmic reticulum stress. The record is from RefSeq and is a predicted model, not a curated record. Gene Ontology annotation, cellular component: endoplasmic reticulum lumen. Lineage: Eukaryota; Metazoa; Arthropoda; Insecta; Diptera; Stratiomyidae. Gene Ontology annotation, molecular function: protein-disulfide reductase activity; protein disulfide isomerase activity.
CCGUACAAAAAUGAAUUUCAUGGCGCCCAAGUGACACAUUCAAGUUGGAACAAUAAGAACAUUGGGAGUUUGUGCAGUUUUCAGUGAAAACGGAUUACGAGUUAUGUACAUAGUAGCAAUUAUUGUCAACCGCGAGUAAACAAUUCGGAAAACGUAGUAAACGGGUUAAGGACUUACGUAUUUCAUUCACAAGUUACUCUCGGAAGAAAAGGUUUGUUUUGUGGUGCCGGCACUUCUACGUCAGCUAAAUGGCGAUUUUGCUAGUUCUUGCCGCCCUUCUGGGUUGCACGUCGGCGUUGUAUCAGUCAAAUGAGGUGAUAGAGCUGACUCCUGACAAUUUUGAAACUCUCGUGCUGAAAAGCGACGACGUUUGGGUGGUAGAGUUCUACGCUCCUUGGUGUGGUCACUGCAAGAAUUUGGUGCCUGAAUACAAGAAAGUUAGCAGGGGACUGAAGGGGGUGGCGAAAGUAGGUGCGGUUGAUGCAGACAAAUAUCAGGAUCUUAGUCGCAAGUAUAAUAUCAAAGGCUUCCCCACGGUCAAGAUUUUUGGGGUAGACAAGAAAGCGCCAAAAGAUAUAAGCCAGAGAGCAGCCUCCGGAAUUGUGGAUGUUGUCUUGAAGGAAAUUGAAAGAAAGGUUAAGGAAGCACUCGGUGAAAAAGGAUCAAGUUCCAACUCUGGAUCCGGCGAUGUUAUUGAACUGACCGACUCUAAUUUUGAGAAACUUGUUUACGGUAGUGAUGAUAUUUGGCUUGUCGAAUUCUUCGCUCCAUGGUGCGGACACUGCAAAAAUCUUGCUCCCCAUUGGGCCAAAGCAGCAACAGCACUCAAAGGAAAAGUUAAAUUGGGCGCUUUGGAUGCUACUGCUAACACACGUAUUGCUAGCUUAUAUGGAAUUCAAGGAUACCCCACCAUCAAAUUCUUCCCGAAGGGUAGCACCAGCUCUUCAGAUGCAGUCGAAUAUGAUGGCGGCCGCACCGCACAAGAUAUCAUCAAUUGGGCCGAGGAACGAUACUCAGAUAACAUCGCAGCACCCGAAAUUAUUCAGGUCACAAGUGAAAAAGUAAUAACCGACACAUGCGAAGGAAAACCGCUUUGCGUUGUUUCCGUUCUUCCACACAUUCUUGAUUGUGACGCUAAAUGUCGAAAUGCAUUCAUCGAUACACUCAAAGAAAUGGGAGAGAAAUAUAAGAAGAAGCAAUGGGGUUGGGUGUGGACAGAAGGGGCUGCUCAACCUGAUUUGGAAGAAUCUCUUGAAAUUGGUGGAUUUGGCUAUCCUGCAAUGGCUGUUGUUAAUUUCAAGAAAAUGAAAUAUUCACUGCUGAAAGGUUCCUUCUCGAAGGAUGGAAUCAAUGAAUUCCUGCGCGACAUCUCGUUUGGACGUGGUCAUACAGCUCCAGUCCGAGGUGCAAAACUACCAAAAAUCGUAACAAUCGACCCGUGGGACGGUAAAGAUGGUCAAUUACCAGAAGAAGAAGAUAUUGAUUUAUCCGAUGUUGAAUUAGAUGAAAAAGAUGAAUUGUAAGAUAAACUAAAUGAAAGACUGCUCAAAUGCAUUUACUUCCUACGACAAAGUGCGUCCCAUCGCGAAUCCACAUAUUUACUAACUGUAAGUGAUUCUAAGUUUGUUUCUUUAUAUUUUUUAAAUGAAACAAUUGUGUAAAUUAAUUCGUAAUGAUGUAAUUGUAAUAGUAAAAUUUGUAUGAGGUUAACUAAUAAAUUAAUGGUAAUAACAAA